This is a messenger RNA of Hansenula anomala, 1650 nucleotides long. It is a transcript of the gene RAD55, whose product is annotated as putative DNA-dependent ATPase RAD55. Gene Ontology annotation, biological process: DNA repair; meiotic DNA recombinase assembly; reciprocal meiotic recombination. Gene Ontology annotation, cellular component: Rad51C-XRCC3 complex; replication fork; Rad51B-Rad51C-Rad51D-XRCC2 complex. The coding region runs from base 1 to 1650 and encodes 549 amino acids. The record is from RefSeq and is a predicted model, not a curated record. NCBI's taxonomy places the organism in Eukaryota, Fungi, Ascomycota, Saccharomycetes, Phaffomycetales, Wickerhamomycetaceae. The transcript has a single exon. Gene Ontology annotation, molecular function: crossover junction DNA endonuclease activity; ATP-dependent DNA damage sensor activity; ATP binding.
AUGUCUUCCAUACCCACUCCCUCACAAACCACCAUACACAGACUACCGCCUCAGUCUUUAUCCCAACUCAUAGGAACAAGUUCAACUCCACCAAUAUCAACAUCUAUCAAAUACUUUGAUGAAGCCCUGGAUGGUGGAUUCCAAAGUGGUUCAUUGUAUGAAAUAUCUGCAAUAAAUGGGUCGGGAAAAUCAAGCUUAGCUGCUCAGCUGACCUAUAACUGUUUACAAAUGGGUAAACAUGUGUUAUGGAUAAGUACAUUACAAUCAAUUCCAUUACAAAAAUUACGUGACAUGUGCGAACAAGAACUAUUGGGAAAUCUUCAUCAUAUAAGGCUUAAUACAAUAGGUUCCUUACUAUUGUUUUUACAAUCAUUACCUUUGAAAAAAACUAAAUAUUCGCUGAUAAUCAUUGAUGAUUUUAUGAGUUGUAUUACGAGAUGUUUUGAUGAACAUGAAAUUAUGAUUAAUCCACAACAUUUAAAAUCCAAACAAAAUGCAUUAGAAUCAAAGAAAAAUAGAUCAAUCCAGACAUUAUUGAAACUAAUCUCAACUUAUUGUGCCACUAAUGAUGCAUCUUGUGUAUUGUUCAAUUCCUCAACUAUUCUGAACAUGUCAUUUGUUGAAAGGAAAAAACAUGAAUCAUCACAAGUACCUUCAUCAUCUGCACAAUUUUCUUCACAGAACCCAUCACAAAAACCGAAGAGAUUUUAUCAACAAAUCUUAGUAUCACCCAUGGGAGAUCAUCCAUUUUGGUCACAAUAUUUCAAAGCUAGAAUGAUGUUGUAUAGAGAUUGGUUAUCUUCAUCAUCAUCUUCAACUACUGCAAUUUUUGUUCAUUUAAAAUUCAAUUCAUUAGUUUCAAAGAUACACACACCAAAAGUUAUAAGUUUCCAAGAAUCAUCAAAGGGCUUGGUGGAAGUUUCAAAAGAUUUGAACUUGUUAAUAUCAAACUCUUCAAAUUCAUUCUCAUUAGAAGAAGAGGAUUUUGAAGAUUCUGAAAAUGAGGAAACUGAAAUUAGAACUACAGCUAUGAAUGAACACCCUGUUUUACUGAUGAAUUCCUCACCUCGUCAUAAAGGUAUCAGUACAGCAAAAGAUAUACUGCCAGAUGAUCUAACUAAUGAAGUGUCUUCACAAAUGGCAAGUCAAACUACUAGAACUACAGAGAUUGAAAAGUCUAUCGAAGAUAAUCAAAAUGAACAAGAUGAUGAUGAGGAGAAUGAUAGCUCAGUUAUUCAACUCAAUGAAAAUCAAUUUGAAAACAGUGAUAUACAAUCAACACCUGAACCAAACAUUGAGAAUCAAUCUGAAGAAGUGAAUAAUGAAAACUGGGAUAAAGAAAAUGAUAAUCUCCAAUUUUCAGUUCCUAUGGUUGAAGAUACCACUGUUGAAAUUGAAGAAAUUGAAGAUGAAUUAGAAGAACUAUACCCAACACAACCAGAAUCACUUAGCUUCAUACAAUUAUCACAGAUCCAUAAUUCACAAUCACAAACUUCCAAAAGAUCAUUCCCAUCACCACCAUCAAAAACGAGAUCUGUCAAGAAGCUACGGCAUCCGUUGCAAGACUUCACUAAUGAAUACCACCAUGAGAGCUAUCAAACCCAACUCUCUUCAGAUGAAUAUAUUCCAGCAAGUGCACCAUAUUUUUAG